UGGGAUUUGGGGCUUCCCAGUAGGAUUUGGGCAUUCCCAGGUGGGAUUUGGGGUCAUUCCACAUCCCCCUUUUCCCAGGCUUUGCUGCUCCGGGCGCUGGAGGUGGAGACGAGGAGGAAGAGGGAGGAGGAGAAGGUGGAGAGGAGGCUGAAGGUCCACGAGGAGCCACCCACCGAGGAGUCGAAGCUGCAGGAGCAGCUGGAGGGACUCCUGGAGGAGGAGGAGGAGGAGGAGGAGGAGGAGGAGGAAGAGCAGGAAGGGGAAGGGAAGGAGGAGCCCCCGAAAAAACGGGAACAGCCCGGAAAGAAAACGGAGAAACAGCGACGGAAGGAGAAGGAGGAGAAGGAGAAGAGGCAGCUCCGGGUGCGUUCCCGUUUGGCCGCCGUGCGGCUCCAGGGGCUGUUCCGGCUGCGGAGCCUCCGGAGGUUCCUGAGGCAGCGCCAGGAACGGGAACGGGAACGGAAACGGCUCCGGGAGCAAAACAGGAGGAGGAAAGAGUGGGAACCAUGGAGACUCGGCAGGGUCAGGUACGAGGACUCCGGGCCCGAGGUGCAGCUGAGCGAGGAACUCCCCGAGUCCCUGAGGAGCCUCCGGCCUGAAGGGCACCUGCUCCGGGAUCGCUUCAAGAGCCUCCAGAGGAGGAACCUCAUCGAGCCCCGGGAAAGGGCCAAAUUCAAGAGGAGGUACCGGGUGAAAUACGUGGAGAAAAGGGCCUUCCGGGCAGUCACGGUGUGAGCAGAGACCCCCCAAUAAAGGGCCUGGACCAGCA
Molecule: messenger RNA, 769 nt
Organism: Neopelma chrysocephalum (saffron-crested tyrant-manakin)
Lineage: Eukaryota; Metazoa; Chordata; Aves; Passeriformes; Pipridae
Product: ribosome biogenesis protein NOP53-like
Exons: 7
Biological process (GO): rRNA processing; ribosomal large subunit assembly
Cellular component (GO): nucleolus
Molecular function (GO): 5S rRNA binding; protein binding
Source: RefSeq, a predicted model, not a curated record